Messenger RNA from Musca vetustissima, 627 nucleotides. Its product is annotated as collagen alpha-1(VIII) chain-like. The transcript has 3 exons. The coding region runs from base 1 to 627 and encodes 208 amino acids. NCBI's taxonomy places the organism in Eukaryota, Metazoa, Arthropoda, Insecta, Diptera, Muscidae. The record is from RefSeq and is a predicted model, not a curated record.
AUGAGAACGCUUCACAUAUUACUCUUAACAGUUGUUACAUUACAAUUAUGUCUUUGCGAACCGAAUCGGGGAGUAAGCAUACGGCCAGUGCGGAUUGGACCAAAGUCAGUAAUCUUACAAACUGUAGAAAAUGAAGAAGAUCCUUAUUACCCACCACCACCACCACACCAUGGCUAUUACCCAUCAUGUAAAUGUCCACCAGGCCCACCUGGACCGCCAGGACCACCCGGUCUUCCGGGUAGGCCCGGAGCACCAGGUUUUCCUGGACCUAAAGGUGAUGAUGGUCGUCCAGGUAUGCCAGGACCACCAGGAAAAGAUGGCGUAGAUGGUCGACCAGGAGAGAGAGGACCACCAGGUCCACCAGGUCAUCCAGGGUUGCCAGGUUUACCAGGACCACAGGGACCUCCUGGCGGUCAUCACCACUCUCCUUCAUAUCCGUAUCCAUAUCCACCUUAUCCCGGGUAUCCAGGAUAUCCAGGAUACCCAUACCCACCACCAUAUUAUCCACCUCCCACAACACCAGCACCAGAAGAAGUUAUCCAGGAUGAGCACAAUGGACAAAUGUCUCUGAGUGAACGGCUGCUAAUGACAGCCAUACAUCCUAACCUAGAUAUCAUAGCAUGGUGA